GCUCAGGGCGCGGCGGUGACGCCACUUCCGGCGGGCUGCGGCAGUGGGGCGGCCAUGGCGGGAGAGGUGCUGGGCAGGACGGCGGCGCUGGCGCUGGAGGAGCUGUACGUGUCCGAGCGAGAGGGCAGCGACUCCACGGGGGAUGGGACGCAGAAGAAGCCGUUCAAGACUGUUCUCAAGGCUUUGAUGACAGCAGGAAAGGAACCGUUUCCUACUAUUUAUGUGGAUUCGCAAAAAGAAAACGAGAGAUGGGCCAUUAUUUCAAAGUCACAGAUGAAAAAUGUCAAAAAGCUGUGGCACAGGGAACAGAUGAAGAACGAGGCGAAGGAGAAGAAGGAGGCGGAGGAUCUCUUGAGAAGAGAGAAGAACCUGGAGGAAGCGAAGAAAGUUGUUAUCAAGAAUGACCCCAGCCUUCCGGAGCCAAAAUGUGUAAAGAUUGGUGCUCUGGAGGCUUACAGAGGCCAGAGAGUGAAGAUUUUUGGCUGGAUCCACAGAUUACGGAGGCAAGGAAAAAAUUUGAUGUUCAUUGUUUUGAGAGAUGGCACAGGUUUUCUUCAGUGUGUCCUUUCCGAUGAACUGUGUCAGUGCUACAAUGGGCUGGUUCUCUCCACGGAGAGCAGCGUCGCAGUGUACGGGACGCUGAACCUCGUUCCCGAAGGCAAGCAGGCACCGGGAGGCCACGAGCUGAGCUGCGACUACUGGGAGCUCCUGGGCCUGGCCCCGGCCGGGGGCGCCGACAACCUGCUCAACGAGGAUUCCGAGGUGGACGUGCAGCUUAACAACAGGCACAUGAUGAUCCGGGGCGAGAACAUGUCCAAAAUCUUCAAGGUGCGCUCCAUGGCCGUACAGGCCUUCAGGGAUCAUUUCUUUGCCAACGGAUAUUAUGAAGUCACGCCGCCAACUUUAGUCCAGACGCAGGUGGAAGGAGGCUCAACCCUGUUCAAGCUGGAUUACUUUGGUGAAGAGGCGUACCUAACGCAGUCAUCGCAGCUCUACCUGGAGACCUGCAUCCCAGCCUUGGGAGACGUGUUCUGCAUCGCGCAGUCGUACCGAGCCGAGCAGUCCCGGACCCGCAGACACCUGGCCGAAUACACUCACAUUGAAGCCGAAUGUCCUUUUAUAAGUUUUGAGGAUUUAUUGGCCCGUCUGGAGAGCUUGGUUUGUGAUGUAGUAGACCGAGUCUUGAAAUCCCCAGCAUCAAGCUUACUGUACGAGCUGAACCCGGGAUUUAAGCCUCCUAAGCGGCCUUUCCGACGAAUGAACUACAGUGAAGCCAUUGAGUGGCUGAAGGAACAUGACGUGAAGAAGGACGAUGGCACUUACUAUGAGUUUGGGGAGGACAUUCCUGAAGCUCCCGAGAGGCUGAUGACAGACACCAUUAACGAGCCGAUCUUGUUGUGCCGAUUUCCUGCAGAGAUCAAGUCUUUCUACAUGCAGCGCUGCCAGGACGAUUCCCGCCUUACGGAGUCUGUUGAUGUGCUGAUGCCCAACGUUGGGGAGAUAGUCGGCGGCUCGAUGCGUAUCUGGGACAGCGAGGAGCUGCUGGAAGGCUACAAGAGAGAGGGCAUCGACCCCACGCCGUACUACUGGUACACCGACCAGAGAAAAUACGGCACGUGCCCUCACGGUGGAUACGGUUUGGGAUUGGAGCGGUUCCUGACCUGGAUUCUGAACAGACACCACAUCCGAGAUGUCUGUCUCUAUCCACGCUUCAUGCAGCGCUGCAAACCUUAGUCAUCCCGCGAGCAACCCGAGCCGCUGGGGCUUGCAAAAGAACGAUACGCUCUGCUGGUCUACAGCCCGUCUGAGAACAAACACUCAUUUAGGAUGUGAAAAGGAAAUUAAACAAAACCCCUUUUUAAAGGAAAAUGCUACUAAUUAACUGGAAGAAGCUCUAGGAAAAAAGUUAGGUGUAUUUAUGGGCUCAAGUCAACAAAAAACAAAGAUCCUGGUAAGAUGUCAUUUAAAAAGCAAAAUAUGCUUCUGCUUUUAAUUUCUGUGACUCAAAAGAAAAUUGAUUUUUUUUUUUUUUUAAUUUGCUUUAAUUUUAAUCUGUUUUCUCUUGUGGUGUCUGGUUGGAGACAUCAGGAGUUCAAGCUCUUUGAAUUCCCACGUGCUGGCCUCUGAGAAUGGCAUGACCAGACACCCUCUGAAUAGCUCAACGCAGUGUAAAAAUUGGAAUAAUUAAGUGCUGCACUUUUUUAGCUCCUGCUGUUUUUAAUGGAAGCUCCAUUUGAGUUUAUUCAAUAAGAAGGUCUGUAGCACUGAGCACAAAAUUCCGCUGCAAGAGCUGUGGGCAUUUGUUUGUUGCAGAUUAUUUAUUGGUGAGGAAUGUGAGGUGGGCUUUGCUCUCGCAGCGUUGUCUGGACAGCGGGAUGUCUGUGCUGCCUUCCCAGUUGAGGUUCUGCCAUCCUUUCAGACCAGAAAUGACUGAGCGAAGACCCAAAACCCCCGGUAAUUUUGAAAUCCUUUGGAUUUGAGCAUCAUGGGGGCUGAGCUGCUGUCCUGCGCAGACGCGCUGAGUCCAGGCAGCGCUUGCUCCGUCUCGCUGACGUGCUGCAUGGGCUCCUGCUGGCUCCGUGCUCUCUGCUGUGUCCAACUGUAACCUGGUUAUCAACUAGGAUCAAGCAAAUGUUCCAUGUGUUGGCUCAUCUGUGCUUUUUAGUCAGAAAUAAAGCAAUUCCUCUUACCAGAGAGAGAAACAGCUGGUAGGUGCAUCAUUCUCCACCUGCACCAAGACUUGACCUGGAUUUGCCACCAAUAGAAUUGUUGAGCUGUGCGGUGUCCAUAUUUUUGUAAGAAAUGACUGGUUUUCUUCAUCUUGCAUGUUACAUAUAGAAACCGGUCUAAAUCAGCAACCAAUAAAUUAUGGCAACAUAA
Molecule: messenger RNA, 2880 nt
Organism: Columba livia (rock pigeon)
Lineage: Eukaryota; Metazoa; Chordata; Aves; Columbiformes; Columbidae
Gene: NARS1
Product: asparaginyl-tRNA synthetase 1
Exons: 15
Coding region: 55-1734 (559 amino acids)
Biological process (GO): asparaginyl-tRNA aminoacylation
Cellular component (GO): cytoplasm
Molecular function (GO): ATP binding; asparagine-tRNA ligase activity; nucleic acid binding
Source: RefSeq, a predicted model, not a curated record